UGUACACCGAGGUGCCAGGCUGAAAAAGGUUUGAUGGAGAGCGGCCACCAAAAGAACAGGACAUCAGUCCAGCUGCAGAGGGAGGCUGAGCGAGGCUGGAGCAACGUGGCUGUCCCCUCUCACUCUGUGGGACCCACAAUGCACCUGGGCAAUAGGUCAGCUGCUAGAGAGGCACCCUACUGUUUCCGCAGUCCGGAGUCAGUGGAGAUGGACGAGAUCAUGGCGGCCAUGGUUCUGACCAGCCUGUCCUGCAGCCCCGUGGUGCAGAGCCUUCCCCAGAGUGAUCCUGGACCAGCCGCCUCGACCUCAGCUGACAUGGAGUGUGGUGGUGGAGAGCUCUCCGACAGUGGCAGCAGUGGCUACUGGAGCUGGGACCACGGCAACGUAAGCCCUGCCCCCUCGCCGUCCGUCACUGAGAUUGACAGCAGCCCCGAUGAAGGCCUACAGAUGGAGCUGGAGCAGGGGGAAGAGUUUAAUGCCAAAAAGCCAAAGAGCUCUUUCAGAAGUGUGUACAGGUGUCUGUGGCCCAGCUGUGGCAAGGUGCUCACGUCUUCAGUCGGAAUAAAAAGACACAUCCGUGUGCUGCAUCUCGGCAGUGCGUCAGAUCAGUCCCAGAGAGAAGAAGACUUCUACUACACCAAGUUCUCCUGUGAGAGCGUGGACUCCCCCCCAACUCCGGCCCCGUCCCAGCAGGAUCUGGGCCAGGCCUCGUCCUCUCAUCUCAGCUGGGCCCCCUGCGAUACUCCUCCGGCCUCUGGGGUCCAGAUCCCUCCAGCUCACAGACCCCGGUCCAACUCCAGCUCCGGGCCAGGCCCCAGCAGGCACAGUCCGCUCAGCCAGUCGGCCCCCAGCAGCUUCUGGCAGAUCCACUCGGAGCAUCUGUAUCAGGUGGGUGCAGCUCUAAGGCUCCGUUUACACAGAGACGAAACGGAGAACAAACCGAAUUUGAUAUAA
Molecule: messenger RNA, 954 nt
Organism: Notothenia coriiceps (black rockcod)
Lineage: Eukaryota; Metazoa; Chordata; Actinopteri; Perciformes; Nototheniidae
Product: zinc finger protein 395-like
Exons: 5
Coding region: 34-954 (306 amino acids)
Biological process (GO): regulation of transcription by RNA polymerase II
Cellular component (GO): nucleus
Molecular function (GO): DNA-binding transcription factor activity; RNA polymerase II cis-regulatory region sequence-specific DNA binding
Source: RefSeq, a predicted model, not a curated record